This is a messenger RNA of Artibeus jamaicensis (Jamaican fruit-eating bat), 1717 nucleotides long. It is a transcript of the gene CMTM8, whose product is annotated as CKLF like MARVEL transmembrane domain containing 8. The record is from RefSeq and is a predicted model, not a curated record. The transcript is spliced from 4 exons. Gene Ontology annotation, molecular function: structural constituent of myelin sheath. Gene Ontology annotation, cellular component: membrane. Gene Ontology annotation, biological process: myelination. The coding region runs from base 403 to 924 and encodes 173 amino acids. NCBI's taxonomy places the organism in Eukaryota, Metazoa, Chordata, Mammalia, Chiroptera, Phyllostomidae.
GCCAGGUCCCCCGCAACAGGUGAAGAGGCGGCCGGCGGCGGUGCCUGGGCGGGGCGGUCCCUCCGCAGCGCGCCUCGCGCCCGCCCCUCUCCACGCCCCCUCCCCUCCUCCCGGCCACCGCCGCCCGCCUCGGCCGCCCGGCGGCCUCCUCCGGCUCGGUCUCCGGGUCUCGGGCCCCAUCGCCGCCUGAGAGCCCGCACGCCGAGGAGCGGGGGCGCCACGCACUCGCAGGACACGCGCCGCCGCUGGACCGGCCGCUGCUGGCACCCCCCGCGCGCCUCGCUCCCCGUGCCAGCCGCGCUCCCCUCCCCCUCGCCCGGGUCCCGGGGCUCCGGGCCGCGCGUCCAGCCUCCGACGCGUAGGGGGUCCCAGAGGAGGGGCCAGCCCGGCCAAGGCGCGACGAUGGAGGACCCGCAGCGUGCCCGCCCGCACACCGUCACCACCACCGCCAGCUCUUUCGCGGAGAACUUCUCCACCACCAGCAGCAGCUUCGCCUACGACCGGGAAUUCCUCCGCACCGUGCCCGGGCUCCUCAUCGUGGCGGAGAUCGUUCUGGGACUGCUGGUAUGGACACUUAUCGCUGGAACUGAGUACUUUCGAGUCCCUGCGUUUGGCUGGGUCAUGUUUGUAGCAGUCUUUUACUGGGUCCUCACCAUCUUCUUCCUCGUCAUCUACAUAACGAUGACCUACACCAGGAUCCCCCAGGUGCCCUGGACAACCGUGGGUCUGUGCUUCAAUGGCAGCGCCUUCGUCUUAUACCUCUCGGCCGCUAUUGUGGAUGCGUCCUCCGUCUCCCCAGAGAGGGACAGCCACAACUUCAACAGCUGGGCCGCCUCGUCGUUUUUCGCCUUCCUGGUCACCAUCUGCUACGCUGGAAACACAUAUUUCAGCUUUAUAGCUUGGAGAUCCAGGACCCUGCAGUGAUUUGCCAUUCCGAGAAUUAAGAGGGGGAGAAAAGGAAGAGUCUCACUGUAAAAACAGCUGUAGGUAUAAUGUAUAUUUCCAGAGAAUUAUAUUUAACUAAUGUUUUUAUAUACUUAGUUAAAUUUCGCUCCAUGGUUUGUUACAAUUAAACUAGAUACGUGUUCGCAAAGUGCUAUAGGUUAUAAUGACCUCUUAAAGAUCUUGCUGGUGUCUUCAUACACCUUAUCAUUAUUUUCCUAGACAAUGUAUAAAUGGAUAAAAUGCUAAUAUGAAGAAAGUGUCAAGUUUGUAAACCUAACUUUUAAAAUGCCAGAUUUUUUUUUUUGAUUAAAUGUUUCAAAAUCUUGAAUAACAUUUUAUUGAUUUGAGAAAGGAGACCUGUGGCCAAAGGCCAAGGCGGGGCACUAUGCUUCAUUCUCUCAGGGCUGUGCAGGUACCAUGUUGCUAGGAGACACUUGUCUGUGGCCAUUAGGCUAGGGUGAUAGGAGAGAGCCAUCUUCCCAACUCGGGGAUCAUUGGUGUCUGCGAUUCUCACCUGCCAACCAGUAGACCCAGGGAGCAUCUGAUGAGACAUUGGCCUUAGAGCUUGGUAGUGAGUUCUCCCUAAGUGGUGCUGCUGAGUCCAGUGACUGCUGCACGAGUGGCAUUUUUCUAAUGAUAUUAAAAUCAGUGCAUAAUCAUUAAGAGGAUAAAUACUUGCAUGUACCUUAAAAUCAUCUGGCUGACCACAGUGGCACAUGUACCAUAUUCUGUGGGAAAUACGGGACCAAAAGUUCUCAGAGCUCUGGUGUCC